Molecule: messenger RNA, 701 nt
Organism: Moneuplotes crassus
Lineage: Eukaryota; Ciliophora; Spirotrichea; Euplotida; Euplotidae
Source: the annotation of a GenBank genome assembly
GAAAUAUUAUUUCCUCUAUCAUGGGACAUGAAAACAGUUGUUGUGCCAAUAAAAGGCAAUCUCCACAACCUAUAGACUCAGAAUCUCACCUUAACAACCAAAAUCAAGUAAAAGCAUCAAGAGAUCGAAAGUGGCAUAACAACAAAAGCUCUGCUCAAGAUAUCAAAAAAACUAAAAGUGUGGGCAACCCAAAACUAAGCCAGUCCCAUUAUAAUGCUCAGCAUAAUUUAAAAAGGAAAAAACUUGGAAAUUUUAACUCAAAGGUCUCAUCAAAAAGGAAUUUUUAUGGGGCAAGCAAGAAGCAGAAAAAGUACAACUCCGCUGCAGAGAAACAAAGAUCUAAGAAAGAUAUGUUGAGCACGAAGGUAGUAAAUAGCUCUUUCUGAACUCCUGCUAAAACUGAAAGCUCUAAGAUGAAAUCAAGUCCAAAUAACAGCUUUUACAUGUCUUGUAAGACCCAAAAUUUUUCGAGGAAAACUAGCAUGAUGAGCACAGAUAUCAUUUAUGAAGAAAUGGCAGAAGAAUUUGAGAAAAUGAAAGAGAGGUACAGCUACAAGAAGUGUUCUCCUUCCACGAAUUUACCUAAACGUGCAUCUACAAUGUACACUAAGAUAGACGGAAAGAAAGCAAUUUGUUGCAACAAUGCAAUUGUCAAGAACUUUAAACUGAUUUAAAUAUCUAAUUUAUAUCCUAGCUUUUGA